AUGGCUGUCGCUAUAAACGAUGACGCACUGUUCACGAGCGCCAUAUCUUCAUACCGCGAGGCUUUUUUGGUUCAACAUUCCAAUCUACCGGAAUCAGAACGAAAUCGACUCUGGAUUCAGCAGUUAAGUCCGUUCAUCCCGGCCUCCAACGACCGGGAUACCAACUGGCUGCCCGCUGGGAACCUGGGGAAACGGACUCGACCGGACGCGACCCCGCGGACGUUGCCAAAUCCUGAUUCGGGUCUCCCACGGGCAAAACGGAGAGCCACCACCCCGGAACUUGCAGUUGACCUAAACCGCGACCUCUCUCAUGCGUCCUCCCCCGACCUGCCCCGGAACGGUGCAUCCUUAUCGGUACAAGGAUCCUACCGACACACGGCCAUGGUGCGGUCUCAGAGCCAACAGAUUCCGGUUUCUCAUCGGCCCCAGCCAGUCGGUGCAGUCAUGGGAAAACGCCAAUCCUUCGGCCCGGCACGGAUCCAAUAUCGCCUCGACCAUGUCGACGAAUAUUCGCCAUCCGAGUACACGAGGUAUUUAGACACCUGUCCCAGCCAACCCUUUAACUCGGCCUUGACGUUCGGACUCGCGAAUCAUGGAGAAACCGGAUCAUCCUUCCCCCAGUACCCUGACCGGAGCUCCCCCUGGACCGACCAGGCCCCAACAGCUGCGCCGGAGAUGUCACGCAGCACAACUACCGACUCCUUGGUUGGCGGGAUGAACAUGUUCCGCUUCGACUCGACUGGACCAUCCCAAUAUCAAGAUCCGAUCGGUUCUGUCCCGCCAGAGUGGGUGCCAACAUCCACCUCCGGCUUGCCAUGUCAUAACUCCUUUCUCUCCCCCGUGUAUCCUGACCUAGAUCCCACGAUGUCUGCCCCCUUCUCAUAUUCCUCCUUCUCAGCCUCCGCUCCCCCAACCACCAACUUCCACUAUCCAAUGCCCCAAUCCUUCCUUCCCUUCGAUGCAGUGGACAUGAAACUAUCCGACUCAACCGAGAGCAAUCUAUCAGCAGCAAUGCGCUCCCGCGCCGCACGCCGCACUCAAGAGCAAAUCGCCCACGGCGCGCGCCCCAUCGCUCCGAAACUGGAGUGCCACGAGAGCGGCAUUGCCCAAAUCAAUUCGCACAAGAUGGUUCGCAUCUCCUCAUCAGAUGGCACCACUAAAGAAGUCGCUGCCAUCCCCAAAGCCUCUGUGCGGCGACCACCACGACCAAAGACAUACUGUGACCUCUGCACAGACCAUCCGGACGGUUUCCACGGCGAGCACGAGCUGCGUCGCCAUAUCGAGCGCGUGCACUCUUCUGUUCGCACGGUCUGGGUUUGCAAGGAUAUCUCGCCUGGCAAAUAUUUCCUCGCAAAUUGCAAGGCUUGUCGCAAUGGCAAGCGCUAUGGCGCCAAUUAUAACGCUGCGGCACAUCUACGCCGCACGCAUUUCAACCCCUGCGAGCGUGGUCGUGGCGGUCGUGGGAAGGAUAGCGAGAAACGCGGCGGGAAGGGCGGCGGUAAUCAGCCAGCUAUGGAUGUCUUGAAACAUUGGAUGAUGGCCACCGAGGAGGUGACUGACCAAGCAACGGGUAACGUCAAAUCCAAGGUUCUCGUUCGGAAUGGCUCUAGCAGUGUUCCAACCGUGGAACCUGGGUUUGAGCUCGCUGUCGCUGCCUGUGGUCUCGUUGAGGAUCAACCUCCCUACAUUGUGCAGUCAGCCAUGCUGAAGGAGUCUGAUCAAUUCCCUGAGUUUCCUGAUGCGCCGUUCGAGUUUGAUUUUGAGUGGGACGGUGAUCUCGUCCCCGGAGGCGAGCUAUCCCUAGGUUCCUCGUUGUCUGACUCACAGUCAUCCUGCAUGGCUGACAUCGAUUCGUAUGUCAAAUGA
Penicillium paradoxum is the source of this 1866-nucleotide messenger RNA. RefSeq lists its product as uncharacterized. NCBI's taxonomy places the organism in Eukaryota, Fungi, Ascomycota, Eurotiomycetes, Eurotiales, Aspergillaceae. The coding region runs from base 1 to 1866 and encodes 621 amino acids. The record is from RefSeq and is a predicted model, not a curated record. The transcript has 2 exons.